Erpetoichthys calabaricus (reedfish) is the source of this 6675-nucleotide messenger RNA. It is a transcript of the gene arhgef6, whose product is annotated as Rac/Cdc42 guanine nucleotide exchange factor (GEF) 6. The transcript has 22 exons. Lineage: Eukaryota; Metazoa; Chordata; Cladistia; Polypteriformes; Polypteridae. The record is from RefSeq and is a predicted model, not a curated record. Bases 155 to 2497 code for a protein of 780 amino acids. Gene Ontology annotation, molecular function: protein binding; guanyl-nucleotide exchange factor activity.
GAUAAUUGUGCUGCAAUGCAAUUUGCUGACUGCACGGGAUCACUUAUUUUAACAGCAAAAAAAGCAGAAGUGUCGAUAGUAUCGCGGAUGUGGGUUACAGCUUGAGUCGGCGCAACGUCUUUUAUGCACAGGGCGAGUCUCACUUUCUAAAGCGAUGAACCUGGAGGAGCAGACGGUAACCUGGCUGAUAUCUCUAGGUGUGUUGGAUUCGCCUAAAAAGAAUAUCGCAGACCCAGAAGAGUUCCUGAAAUUCUCCUUGAAAGAUGGGGUGGUGCUCUGCAAACUCGUGGAGCGGUUGCAGCUGGGCUCUCUGCACAAGUUCUGUCAAGAUCCAAGAAGCGAAGAGGACUGUCUGAGCAACAUCAGGGAGUUUUUGACUGCAUGUGCAUCGCUAAAAAUAGAGGGAUUUGAUGCUGAAAAUCUGUAUGCAGGGGAAGAUUUUGGCAAAGUUUUACACACACUAUCAGUCAUCAACAUCACCACACAAGAUCACUGUGUAGAAAGAUCAUGUACACGCUCUGCCUCCCAAGCACAUAGCCAGCCAUCCAGUUCUCAGAGAACGUCCUCUUUCAAAGGACAUAAAUCUCCGCAUAGACAAUCCAAAAACACGGAAGUGAUGGAGAAUGGCAGUCAACAGGUGCUUGUUAAAGCCCGCUUUGUUUUCAAACAAACAAAUGAAGAUGAGCUUUCAUUUUCCAAGGGUGAUGUUAUCAGUGUGACACGCAUGGAAGAGGGUGGCUGGUGGGAGGGCACCCUAAAUGGCAAAACUGGAUGGUUCCCCAGUAAUUAUGUGAGAGAGAUCAAGGCAACUGAUAAGCCUAUUUCUCCCAAAGCUUUGAAGGCUUUUGAGACACCCACACUGACAAAAAAUUAUUACAAUGUGGUUGUGCAAGAUAUUCUUGAUAAUGAACGUGAGUAUGCAAAGGAGCUUCAGACACUACUGUGCAACCACCUGAGGACUUUGCAGUCAUCUGAUAAACUUCCAGCCACUGAUUGUGCAUCCCUAAUGGGGAAUUUGGAAGAAAUAUUCACAUUUCAGCAAAAUCUUUGUCAGAGUUUGGAGGACUGUGCAAAGUUAUCAGAAUCACUGCAGAGGAUAGGAGGCUGUUUCAUGUCCCACAUGUCUCAGCUAAAGAGCUUGUACAGUUCAUAUUGUUCUAACCACCCAUCUGCUGUCCGUGUACUUACUGAGCACAGUGAAGAACUGGAACGGCUUAUGGAGAGUCAAGGUGCAAGCAGUCCCGGAAUCCUCACGUUAACCACAAGUCUGAGCAGACCGUUCAUGAGACUAGAGAAAUACCCAACUCUUAUGCAAGAGCUGGAAAGACAUGUUGAGGAAUCCCAUCCUGAUCACAGCGAUAUCCUGAAAGCAAUGUCAGCAUUCAAAAACCUUGUGGUACAGUGUCAGGAUCUGAGAAAAAGGAAGAAUUUAGAGCUACAGAUCCUUUCUGAACCAAUUCAAGGCUGGGAAGGAGAAAGUGUGAAAUCACUGGGUACUGUCUUAUACAUGUCACAAGUCAUGGUGCAGAGUGCAGCAAGUGAGGACAAAGACGAGAGAUAUUUCAUGCUUUUCCCAACUGUCCUUUUGAUGCUAUCAGCCAGUCCACGAAUGAGUGGUUUCAUAUAUCAGGGUAAAUUGCCUUUAACAGGGAUGACUUUAACCAAACAAAUUGAAGAUGGGGAGGCAAAUCAAUAUGCAUUUGAAAUCAUAGGAAAUAUGAUUGACCGAAUCACUGUUUAUUGCACCAAUCAGCAAGAUCUACAUCAGUGGGUGGAGCACUUAAAUAGUCUGACCAGAGGUGGGAGCCCUGGAAGCACAAUAGCAAAGAGCCUGGAAGGAAGAUCAGGUUCUGUGUCUGGCACCCCUUCUCAUCACACCCCUUCUCAGGUAUUCAGCACUUCUGGCUCCAUCCGAGGGCCUUUGGAACCCCUCAAGAUUGCAAAGCCAUGGUCUUUCAGUUGUUUACGGCCUGCACCUCCCCUUAAACCUUCCGCUGCACUGAGCUACAAGGAGAGGAUGUCUUAUAUCCUGAAGGAGUCUGGCAAAAGCCCACGAACCAUGAAGAAGUUUCUUCCAAAGAGAAAAACGGAACGAAAGCCAUCAGAUGAUGAGUUUCUCCUCAGGAAAAGUACAGCAGCCCUUGAGGAAGAUGCCCAGAUUUUAAAAGUUAUCGAAGCUUAUUGUACAGGAGCAAGCUUCCACCAGAAUAUCACUUCUACUACUCGAAAGGACUCUGUUCCUCAAGUUCUGCUACCAGAAGAAGAGAAAAUAAUUAUUGAAGAGACGAAGAGUAAUGGUCAGACAGUCAUUGAGGAAAAGAGUCUUGUUGAUGCUGUCUAUGCUCUGAAAGAUGAAGUUCACCAGCUGAAAAAGGAAAACAAGAGAAUGAAGCAGUGCCUAGAAGAAGAGCAAAAGUCUCGUAAAGAGUUGGAAAAGUUAGUGAAGAAGCUUGUAAAGCAAAAGAAUGAUUGUAAUUGGGAGGACACUGGCCAUUAAUGAUUGCCUCCAUUCCAUAAUUGUAUCAUACCUGCACAUAUCUGUGCAAGUGUCUGCUUCUUCCGAGCGACCCAAGGGUUUGCUGUUUGCUGUGUGUCUGCAUGUUUUCUCCUAUACACCUAAUAUAGUAUACCAGCUACCACUUGUUCGUCUGUGUUGCACAGUAGUCGCUAACAAACAAAUGUUGUGUCCAUCAAUAAAUUAGUUGGAUAAUUCAGAGCUGCAGGCGGUUUCUUUACACAAGAGGCAAUGGAAAAUGCAGCUGGAUAUGAUGACAAAAAUUCAACAGUGGAAACACCUGUGGAUCAAACAUUCAUUUUUAUAAAGGUUUUAUUUUUGCUGUACAUCUUCCAGCUUCCAAAGAUGUUUGCAUAAAGAAAUAAGUUAAAUUGAGAAGAUUCAUGACUGAUGUUUUUAAUUUAUGCUGGAACGGCAAUUUACAGAAGCCACUUCUGAUUUUUUGGAGUUUGCUUUGAUACUUUGAAGGAAAUACCUCAUUGACAUUGGAAUUUAUCUCUUGUCUGAUUCCUUGUUGGAUUUGCUUUAAAGAAUUUGGAUAUUGCAGCAUACCCUUGCUUUUCUUCAAUCUUUAUUUAAGAAGAUAAACAGAGAACACCUCAAGGAUUCCCUUCAUGGGCUACCAGAAAAUCUAGAAAUCUUCCACUGCAUUUUUCCAUAGUUUGGAAGUACAAAGUUAAAAUGUGCAGACCAGUCAGGAUACACUGUUUGAAACACUUUUAUCUUCCAUUUUAGAUACUUAGUGUGAGUGGGAAGAGAUUUUCUUAUAUAUAUUUUUGAGAGCAGAUACUUUUCUGCAGUUAAAUUGACUUUUAGUGUUUUUAUUUGUUCGCAGUGGACUAUGCUUGGUGAGAAUGAUCUGUAUUCCUGCAUCAACUGGUUGUCAAAUGUAACUUGUACCUCUGAAGCUGUUUCGUCAAAGACUUUAAGUGUUGCCCAUUUAACCUUUUGCUCUGACAGUAUGAUAUUUAAAAGGCUUUUACUGCAUGUGUAUGUAUUUGUACAGGUGAUAGAUUCAGCAGAAAUUUUUUUCUGAAAGACAUAACUGUGCAUUUUGUGGAUCACGGAUCUCUGAAAAAUUUCAAAAGCAAUCUUUAUUCAUUCUUUUUGAGUCCAUCAAGCAAUCAGGGAUAUUAACCUUAAAGAAUGCAAACAAUAUUACAGAUAAGCCUAUAGAUGCAUUUUCUUUUUCCUAACGCUCUAUUGAGCGUCUUUUGACUCACAGAUUACCAAGAAAUUAAAUUGAAAAUAAUUAUCUAUUUAUUUUCAUGAAUAUUGUAAACUUUUUUUAAAAAAUGCAGUAUUUUUUGGUACUCUUUGGCAUUGUAGUGUGUAUUUGUUUUGUUUUUUUUUUUUUUUUCCUUUUUUCCUUGUUUUGUUACCAGUGGCAAAUAUACAAGAGCUCAACAAAUAGAUCUGAUGAUUUCCCUUAACCAGGUACCAGUUAGAAAGGAAAUAACACUCUUAGAUUGAUGUGUAAGUCUUUGGAAGAAGGCUGCAUUUAGUAAGUUAUUGUAAGAAUGAAAUAGACAGCCUCAAGUAUGGCAUGGCCCUGCACUCUCUACAGUAGUAAAGUAGAUACUAAAAAUUUCAGUGGUACGAUAUAAAGAGGUUUAACCAUAGUAAGCCAUACACUAUUUCUGACAUAAAGAAGAAAAUGCCAAAUUAUCAGUAGAACAAAUUUGUGAAAGUAUGUUAUUAUUGGUGCUAAAAUCCUCUGAUUAGUAGUUCUACGUAGAUAAUAAAUGGUUGAAAUGUAUACAAAUUUUAUUCUUCAAAAAUGCUGGAAGUGUCUUAAGCAGUAUAAGUUGUUACGUUAAUUUGAAAUUGUGUUAUACAACACACCUUACAAUGUAUUUAUUCUUAGAGUAGCAGUUGUGCUUUUGUGUUCAUCUUACAAAUAAAACUAGAGACAAAGCACUUAAGAGGUGCUUAUUCAAAAGCAAUAUAGCCCCCUACUUAUUAUAGUUAUUGCAUGGCAAAUUGGUUGAGAAAAGUAGUUCUGUUAAACUGUGUGAGAGUUGUGCAAGCAUGCAGUGGAAGUAAUGAAAAGUUGCAAUAUGGUAAAAACACUGCAAAUUAUCAAAUCAUACAGACGUUGAGAUAACAAUUAGAAGGGAAAUGAGAGAGAGAAAAUGGUGGAUAUAUGAAUGUUUACUGAAGAGAGCAGACCAUGCGAGUAAUGUUAGUUAUAUAAUAGUCCAUCAGACAUGGCAUCUUAUCCACUGGAUUUCCUAAAAUAAAGCAGGGUAUUGGAGUCAACAGCAAAACUGUCAGUUUCUUCAGUUGCAUCCUCCUGUUGCCCUCUUUAUAAAUAUAAUUUUUCUGUAAAAAUGUACUUUCCACCAACAACUACAGAUGCAUGACACAUUUUUAAAUAGAAAACCUGCUUAUGUCAUAUAUUAUUAAGUUUGACUAUUUUGUUAAGUAAAGCUUACUGUAUUGUAAGCUUAAUGAGGUGAUCCAAAACAAGUGCUAAUCUGUAUUUAAUACUAACUGUGGAAUAUUCCUAGAAAGGUCACAUCAGAUUACAGAUAUUUUAUUAUGAUGGGGUACAUUGGACAUAAACAAAGAAGUAGCAUUGGCCGAUGUAUUGGGCUAAGGCAAUAGUUUUUUUAGGGUGAAUGGCUCUUUAAAUAUGAACUCAUAGCUAUGAGUUAUUUGAUGGCUUGACAACAAGAAAGGAGAAUGUUGUAGUUGUGUCUGAGCUUGAAUUGAUGUUAUUGGGAAUUGGAUAACUGUUUUAGGAUUUUUCGGGCUAUAGCAAUAUUUGCCGUUUUACCUUUUCAAACGCAUCAUUGCUACACCUAUUUGACAUAAGUAGGCUAGCUUCAUUGGUAUAAAGAAUAUCUUACAUCAUAUACACAAAGUAAAAAAAACUAUAGAUGUGGGAAAGUCAUUGGACCCUCAGAAAAGUGGAGUCUUAGGUAUGAGAAAGCAUAUUAAUGUGUUUUGAGAAUCUGUAAAGAUUUAGAGCUGAUACCUUCUUUUAGAAGUCAGCGCUGUCCUAUUGCAAAUGAUUCUUGUGUUACUGGAUACAGUUUGAUACAGCCAGAGAAUUAUUUGAUAUAAAAUUAUGGUCACUACUUCCAUCAAAGCAGUGGGAUUUGUUAUUCAUUACCUGAUGGCACUGAUUGUCACCCUUUUUAUUUUCAUGUAGUUGUAGCAUACAGUUUGUUUCUUUUAUGAUAUAUAGUUUUUAAUGUGUUUUUUUUAUCCAGAAUCUCAGUUGUUUUCUUACACAGGUUCCCCUUAAGUUUUGUAGAUUAGCAAUACUUUACAUUAGAUUUAUGCAAAAGCAUAACAGUUAUCUCUAUUAUGAAUCAUAGCAAAUUAAAGGUUUUAAAUAAUAUAAUUUUCACAGGUAAUGAGUAGCAAUUCCAGAACUGAUAAAUUUGCAGUGAACAGACCAAAAAAUAAAGUACCAUUUAGGAUAGGAAAGGUUGUCUGUUAUUUUAAAAAAAAAAAAAAAAAAGAUAGCACAUGUUUGCGCCAUGUUUUGCACUGCAGUAUGUGAUUGUCUUCAACUGGUUUUUGUACUUCAGCUAUGAUGAAUUCCUGCCAUUUAUUUUUUCAUAUUUUAUUAUCCAUUGUUAGAACUCCAGAACAGGCAACCCUGACCAGAUUUACUUGUGCAUUUUUAUGUGUGAAGUGUCACUGCUUGUAACUUCUGUGUUAGUGGGUUCAUUGCAUAUAUAACAUAGCCCUUCCAGCUCCAAAAUUGUAAUCAAGUUAGUACUUGCUGUGAUUAGUACUGAGCCGUACAGAUGCACCUGCUUUUCAAAUGGCAAUACAUCGCAUCUUCAUGCAUGUCAGAUUAGGAAUACUGAAGGUAAGAUCAUUUUUUUUUCUCUUUUGCUGGCUGAAGUUUGCACUUCUGGUUGAAACUUAUCUAAAACCAAAAUGUAUCUUGUUUUUAAUUCUCAUUUAUUUUUAAGAUAGAAAAGAGGACAUGGUCUCAAUUUUGUGAACUCCGCUUAGCCAGACAGGGGUUCUUUUCCUGUUUGCACAUAUUUUAUUAUUCACCUGUGUGCUCUGUGCAGAUUUAUACUAUGCAAUUAUUGUCAUUGUUAUUGUUAUUACUAUUAUAAUUAUUUUCUAACAACUAUUAUUGUUAUGAUUGAAUCAUGCAUUUCUUUUAAUAAAAAAGUGAUAAGAAA